Culex pipiens pallens (northern house mosquito) is the source of this 1273-nucleotide messenger RNA. RefSeq lists its product as uncharacterized. The transcript has 2 exons. The coding region runs from base 612 to 1181 and encodes 189 amino acids. NCBI's taxonomy places the organism in Eukaryota, Metazoa, Arthropoda, Insecta, Diptera, Culicidae. The record is from RefSeq and is a predicted model, not a curated record.
CUCAUUUUAGCCACACUUAACAAAUUUGAAAUAAAUGAAGCGAAAUUUUACGAAACUUAAUUAAAUAUUACUUAAUCUAACUAAAUUUUACUUAUUUUAACGAAAUAUAACUAAAUUCAACUAAGUUUAAUUAAAUCAUAAUAAAUUCAACUAAAUUUUAAUUCAUUUAACUAUAUUAAACUAAAUUUAACUAUGAAGAACUGAUGUUAACUGAAUUGAACUAAUUUUAGCUAAAUUUAUCUAAACUUAACUAAAUCUUACUAAAAUUAACUAAAUUUGACCAAAUUACCAAUAAAAUCAAUUUAAAGUCUUGUUAACAUACUAACCUAAAGCCCAACUUAUAUAUUUUUUUAGUUAGUUAGGUAAUUAGUUUAAGUUUUGUUGUUAAUUCAAUAUUUUAUGAAUAAAAAAAUAAUCUGUCGUGUUUAUUUGUCACCCUAUUUUAUUUAAUCGCCCUAACUUGAAAUCCGAAGUAAACAGGAAGGAGAAACCCCCCGGUUUCCGGCACGUCGGUCCCCCGUUUAUAGGCCCGUUAUCGUGGUCAAAACGGGCCCAAAAGCGUGCCACAGACGGGCGUAACACAUCGGCCAACAUUCGUAACGCCCGCCUAAAUGUUGCAUUCUGGCACGCAAUGGGCCACAACGAGGGGAAAAAGCGUGCUGAAAAUCGGGCCCGCUUUCAGGCAAAACGUCCCCGCUUUUUGGCCAUUUUCCGCCCAUUUUUCUAUGUGGGUCGUCGUUCAGCACAGUUCAGCUUACAACUUCUGCGCGUGUGGAUGUUUUGUUUGUAACGGCUUUUGGCUCGAGUUUCCUAGUUUGUACACGACCUCUUUUUGCAGAAUGGCCCCUGUUACAAGAAAAAGCGUCGCCGAUAAGCUCGGAUCGGAGGAGCCCGUUGCCGCUGAACCGCCCGCACCAAAGAUUCCUCCGCCGCGCCGGGGUGUGGUCGGUGGGGAAGCGGAAAACGUCCGGGUGGUCAACCUGCCUAGCCCUCCGAAACGUGCUCUUGAGAAACCAAAGGAGGAGGAGAAGGAAGAGGUUACAGACGAUGAAGUUAUUGAUGUGGAGGAUUAUGACGAGAAGUGUCGUAUGAUCCGCAUUAUAAUUAGGGCCCUUCGGGCCGAACUGGGCGUUAAAAAGGAGAAGCGGUCGAAAACGGUUAAAAUUAAACAAGAACCGUGAAUCGUUGCAAACAUUGGUUUUUGACUGUAAUCAUAAUUUCUGUAUUUAACUUUUGCGACGAAAUAUAACCAUAAUCUGAGCUGUUGAUUGAA